AAAAAAAAGAAGAAUGGUUUACAUAGACUGAUUGACAUUUUUUUUCAUAGCUCACAAGUGGCUAAUUUUAAUCUCUCUGUGCUAUAGCCAUUCAGAGACAUAUAGGAUAAAGAUGCCAACGACAUGGUUUGUGCUAUGGUGACGUUGACUCUGUUUUGUGCUCGAGGUCACCGGAUCAUGCUCCAUGCUUUCAUUGUAGGUCAAACAAUAGCCGAGAAACGGUAGAAGAAAAAAACAGGAGGAUGGCGAUGUCAACCGAUCGAUCUCCCCUGCUACCAUGGUGUUCCAUACCCAUGGGCUUACUCUUUGCUUAUUCUGCAUCGAUUCAGUUAAAUGAUCCAGAUUGGUACUUUUGGGUCCCACUCUAUGCUCUUGCUUCUGGUGUUAAUCUCCUCCAAGCGAGAUCGACAGCCAGGAUCCUCAACCGAGUGGCUCUGUUGGACCUCCGGCUUGGAGUUGUCCUGCUCCUCAAGGUCGUUGUGGAAGCCCAUUUAUAUGGAUUGGCCGGAUUUUGGUCGUUGGACAUGCGUGAGAGGGCUGUGAGAGAGAAGAUUGGUUGUGGGUUGGUGGUGAUCUCCAUGUUUCUUCAUAUCAAGGCUUCUCGAGCUUCCAAAGAGACCAGGAAAGGGAAGAAGGAACGGGCUGCUAGAUUUGCUGAAUCUGGGAUGGCGAUCCUUGCGGCUGUCAGUUUUGGACUUUCCGUCUACUUCUACAUGUUCGUUAGACAGCAUAUGAAGUUCUGACUCAGAUGAUGAAGAGGUUCGUCAUGCCGAGAUUGCUCAUCCAUAUAUAUGCCUGAAAUCCCUUUCUAUUUGUGCAAAUAUGAAGGAAAGUUGAGGAUGUUUCCGAGGGAUGUACCUAUAAUCUUUCAUGUUUGUAACGAUUGAUGCCAAAGAACAUGUUGUCUGAGGACAAGAACGUGAAGAGGUUUAUCGUAUCCAAAGUUGACAUCCGUGCGCA
Messenger RNA from Phoenix dactylifera (date palm), 960 nucleotides. RefSeq names its product transmembrane family 220 helix protein. NCBI's taxonomy places the organism in Eukaryota, Viridiplantae, Streptophyta, Magnoliopsida, Arecales, Arecaceae. The record is from RefSeq and is a predicted model, not a curated record.